Messenger RNA from Pygocentrus nattereri (red-bellied piranha), 2603 nucleotides. RefSeq lists its product as uncharacterized. NCBI's taxonomy places the organism in Eukaryota, Metazoa, Chordata, Actinopteri, Characiformes, Serrasalmidae. The record is from RefSeq and is a predicted model, not a curated record. The coding region runs from base 105 to 2144 and encodes 679 amino acids. The transcript is spliced from 2 exons.
AUUAUAAAUACUCUGCAGCAUUCAGUGAGCUGGACAGAAGGCUGUAAGGUCCACGUCUAAACCCUGGCUGAAAACACUCCAGAAAUCAAGAGACCAAGAAGGCAAUGGAUUCACAAAUUAUAAACACCACUAAAAGCUUCACCACAGCUGAGGAAAUGAGAAACCAAACCAAGCUUGUGAUGCAGCCUUAUGCUAACUGGGAGCAGUACCUAACUCCUGCACCACUCUCCAUAGCCAUCCUGGGAGAGCUGGUCUAUAUUUCUUCUGCAACUGAUUUUUCCAUCAACAAAAACCCACCCAAAGACGGCUACAAGCACAUCAGAUACCCAGAUUCAUUUCGUGCCUGUCUCAUGCAAGUGUGUAACUCUGGCUUUUGGGCUUUCAAUGAGGCCCACAAGAACAUGGACCAAAUCCGGCUCCACACCAUGGCUGUUCCAGACUACAUGAAGACUGCAGUGAAGAUUCUCUUCCAAGACAAUGAUGAGAUUGUAAAAGCUCAUCUUCCCGACCAGCUGGACAACAUUCAUAUCAUAGCAAAAGACUGUUUAGAACUGGCAAAGAAAACUGAAGAGCAGUUCACUGAUGUCAUCAAAAUAAUCCAAGAGCUGCUGGAAGCCUGUGUAAAUGCUAAGCAUGUUUAUGGAGAGGAGCUGGAUAAAAUCAAGAUGAAACUGGAGGAAACCAAAAUGAAAGAACAAGCAGCACAACAAGCCAAGCAAUGUAUGCAGAAGGCAGUGAGGGCUAUGGAGAAGGAUCUGAAGGAGGCACAAGAGAACUACUCCAAAGCAAUGGAUUCUCUACCAAGUGGAUGGGAAAUGAUUGCUAUGAACUUUGUUGAAGGUAUUACUGAGGGAGUCACCACAAUGCUGAAUGGGAUGGCAACUGUUGCAAUCAAAAAAUAUGAAAAACGUAUUGAAAACCAAACAAUAGACAGCGGUGCAGAUAUAGUUGAUGUAAUACAGAUCUACAGCAAGUCUGCAGAAAUCCUGAAAUGUGCAGAAAAUAUUCUGCAGUAUGUGCACCAGAACCAGAUUGACUGGAAUAAAUUGUAUGAUCAGAAGAACAAAGCUACACAAACAAAUUUUGAGGAAAAGCAGUUUCAAAGAAUCAUUGGGAAUUUAGAACCCUUCCCAGUGUGCGACCCAAAAAAUCUUGCCCUAGACUUGUGUGAAGAGGGACUUAACAUCUGCAAAGAACUGGCAACAUAUGCACCAACCCAAGGGGAAUGUAAGAAAGACAAAACAGCGGAGCUAAUCAAGAAAAUCAGGAAACUAACUGACUCAGCCCGCAGUUUUGACUGCAAGAGCAAAAAUAUCACAAAUUCUCCUUCCCUGACUCAAACACCACCUAUGAUGGCAAAUGCAGAAAACCAAUCUCAGAAGCAAAGGGCUUCAGACAAGGCAAUGGAGAAUGGCAGGUUCCGCAUAGAGCAGAGCCGAGCUCAACUGGACAACACCAGAAAGAUGCAUGAGAAGACUGUGGAGAACUUGGAGAAUACCGAAAAGGAACUGAAUGAAAUCCUGAUCACCAUAAGGAACUGUAAAGUCAAAGAGCUAGACUUUAACACCACCAUAAAAAUGCUGAUCAAGGGGAUGGAUGCCAUGGGGAGAGUGAAAGAGCAGUGGGAGAAGAUGGUGCGCUUCUUUCAGAUGGUGUCUAACAUGGUGAGCACAAAGUUAAGCAAACCUCUUACUGAUUUUGCCUCCACAAUGGAAAAGACUCAGUCACUUUCCUACAACUCAAAGCUCUUCUCUAAAGACCUGCUGUACAAACAAGCAUUUCAAGCCACUAACAUCGCCAACCUCGUUCACAUGAUCUCAGCAACCUACACUGAAGUGUCAGAUAAGUAUCUCAUUGAUCGUGUCAGUUCACUGGGGAAACUUAUGGUCAUGGACCAGACAAAACCAGAGUUUAAUCAUGAGCAUCUGCAGUUACGUAACUCCUGUGAUGAAGCUCAGAAAGGCAUUUUACGUCUUGUCCUUCAGAACAAGGCUGAGUUUGAAAGGAAGACUAAUUCAAGACUGGAGAAGAUUGACAAAGAGUUGUUGGCCAUUCUUCCCUCUGCAGCUCCAGAGGAGGUGAAGAGCAUCCAAGCAGCUGUCAAAAUGGGUUUUAGUGAGAAAUCGGUAGACGAUUACUGUUGAGGGAAUUCACUCAUUCGUUUAGGACUUUUAUCAGUGAAACAGCAAAGUAGUGAAAUGCCCUGUACAUUUUUUGAUUUUCCCACCAAAACAUACCUUAUUAGCAGAUUAGUGGGUUCAAGUGUGUUGCGAGCAGGGCAAAAACUAAAAUGCACAGGGCAGGGGGUCCUCCAGGACCAGGGAAACAUAGUCCUAAACCACAAUUAGAGUGAAUAAACAGAAUAAAGAGAAAUGGGGGGAAAUGCAUACCUUAAAAACAAUGGGCCUUAUUCACCAAAUGUUCUUAAAAUAAUUUUUUUCUUAAAACCCACUUACACAGUUUUGAAGUUGCUGGUUUUCAUCAGUGUUUUCUUAUUAAGGAUUUGGGAUUACAUUUUAAUUGAGAAUGAAGCCUCUUUCAACGUAGGUGUUAAUGAUUACAUUUAAUUUGCAUAACCUAUAAAAAAGACAACUGAGAAAAAA